ACGUACUUCAUCACUUCCUUGUCACAAACCAAACCCUAAACCCUCUUUCUCAACAUGGGGCUUCUUCACAAGCAAAACCUCUCCUUUGUGAUACUACUCCUCCUAGGUCUCAUCGCCGUCUCUUAUGCUUGUGAUUGUAGUGACCCUCCUAAACCAUCUCCACACCCCGCUAAACCGCCAAAACAUCCCGCUAAACCACCUAAGCCCCCAACCGUUAAACCACCUACUCACACCCCAAAACCUCCCACCGUGAAGCCUCCACCUCCAUACAUUCCAUGCCCUCCUCCCCCGUAUUCUCCAAAACCUCCCACGGUGAAGCCCCCACCACCACCAACCGUGAAGCCACCACCACCUCCCACGGUGAAGCCACCACCACCACCCACGCCGUAUACUCCACCACCACCCACGGUGAAGCCACCACCACCACCAACCGUGAAGCCACCACCACCACCCACCGUGAAGCCACCACCACCACCCACGCCGUAUACUCCACCACCACCAACGGUGAAGCCACCACCACCACCCACCGUGAAGCCACCACCACCACCACCAGUCGUUACCCCACCACCGCCAACACCAACCCCAGAGGCACCAUGCCCGCCACCUCCACCAACCCCAUAUCCUCCUCCGCCUAAACCAGAGACUUGUCCCAUCGACGCUCUGAAACUAGGCGCGUGUGUGGACGUUCUAGGCGGUUUGAUUCACAUCGGACUAGGGAAAAGCUACGCUAAGGCAAAGUGUUGCCCACUUCUUGAGGGUUUAGUGGGUGUUGACGCUGCGGUUUGUCUCUGCACCACCAUUAGAUUGAAGCUUCUCAACAUUGACCUCAUUCUUCCCAUUGCUCUUGAGCUUCUUCUCGACUGUGGUAAGACUCCACCUCGUGGCUUCAAGUGUCCUGCUCCGCUAAAAAAGACUCCUCUCUUGGGUUGAUCUCUUUUCUAUUCCAUUUGAUACAAUAAAAAAGGGUUUGAAACGUUAAGAUAUAUAUUCUUCUUUAUGUUUUGUGAUAGCGGAAACAGUAACUAAAAGGAUCUAAAUUUC
This is a messenger RNA of Arabidopsis arenosa, 1041 nucleotides long. NCBI's taxonomy places the organism in Eukaryota, Viridiplantae, Streptophyta, Magnoliopsida, Brassicales, Brassicaceae. The record is from the annotation of a GenBank genome assembly.